Nasonia vitripennis (jewel wasp) is the source of this 1801-nucleotide messenger RNA. RefSeq names its product loricrin. Lineage: Eukaryota; Metazoa; Arthropoda; Insecta; Hymenoptera; Pteromalidae. Bases 72 to 686 code for a protein of 204 amino acids. The record is from RefSeq and is a predicted model, not a curated record. The transcript has 2 exons.
GGGGUAUAAAAUACCCGGGUGCACCUUCCAAGGAGUCACAGAGCAGAGUGGCAACCGCAGCAGAAGCCAACAUGAAUCCUCUGAUCGCGUGUUUGAUCGUCGGUAUGGCAGGGCUUGCCCUGGCCGAGCCUCCAUCCGGCUACAACUACAACAGACCGAGCUUCGGCGGUAGCAGCGGCGGUGGUGGCUACUCCGGCGGUGGCGGCUACUCCGGCGGCGGUGGAUUCGGCGGCGGCGGUGGCUACACCCAGGUCUCCUCCGGAGGCUACCAGUCCAGCGAGGGCGCCAACGUCGACCCCCAGCUCCUCGAGCAGCUGAAGGCCAUCAUCAUCAAGGAGGAGGCCAGCAGCGGCGCCAGCAGCGGCGGCUACAGCAGCGGCGGUGGAUAUCCCAGCGGCGGUGGAUACCCCAGUGGCGGACCUAGCUCGAGCUACGGUGCUCCUAGCUCCAGCUACGGACCCCCCAGCUCCAGCUACGGUGCCCCGAGCUUCGGAGGUGGCCGCGUCGUCGGAAUCGACUUCGAGGGAAUCCGCCAGGGUAUUGAAGUCGCCCAGCUCCACCAAGUCAGCCAGGGAUCCGGCGGUGGCUACCCCAGCGGACCCAGCGGCGGUGGAUACCCCAGCGGACCCAGCGGCAGCUACGGCGCCCCCAGCAGGCCCAGCGGCAGCUACGGUGCCCCCUUCUAAGCGCAGCUAACUCCACAAGCCCGCGCGCCACCCGCUCCCUGGCAGAAGUUCGCUGGAAUUGUGACACGCUCGCGAGUUGGUGACAUCCGGCGCCGUGAACUUGAACACGCGGAGAACCGAACUCCUGCCAAGGACGCACACACAACCACAAGAAAGAAGAAUUACGAGGGAGAUAAAACGCGCCGCGACCGAGAGGCCGACGAGCUUCCCAAGUUCUCGACCGAGUGCUACGCUCCCGAGUGAUCAAGAUCAAGGGGGCGCGAAGAAGACACACAAACACGCGCACGCACACCUCGGGAAGUUUGGAAGAGCGUCGCUCUUGGCACCAGAUCGAUGGUUGCGCUUCGCCAUGACCUCACGAGACGCUCGUUCGACGGGAGACAUACUUGUGCGGCGGUGAAACGAGUCUCGUUCGAGAGGUCGACACCUCAGCAUCAUCUCAGAGGUGCCCAACAAGAAAGCCGCGAAAGACGAGGAGUCUAUAUCACACCAUCCAGCCGCGGUCUCGUUCUAAUCGCUCCGGAACGAGAGCCGCGCGCACAACUAUUCGUAGAUGCUAGUAUAAUACAGUCGCAGAGAGGAGGUCGCACGCUCGCAAUAACGCUGCAGGAUUUCAGCGGGCCAAGUUCAACACACACACUUACGCGGACGACGACGCGCAAACGAAGCCAAUGAGAAACGGACGGAAGUCCGGAGGACAAAAUGAAGACGGGGGGAGGAAUUUACGAUUAUAUUUUAUACGAUAUGUACGUGAUUCGCGCUUGCGAGCGCCUUGUAAAUAUACGAAUUACACUCUCUCACAUACACACACAGGCGCGCGCUGCCGACGUCGCGGCGUUCGCCGAGCUCGCAGCCGGUCGGCCCUCCGAAACUCACCACGGAGAGCAAGAUCGUCUCCGCAAGCGCGCCCACGUAUAACACACACGAUCACGGAGGCCGGCCAGAGGCGAGCAGGCUCCGCGCGUCGAGCACGUGCUGAAACACAAGAGAUACACUAUAUUUUUUUUACCUACUUUGUAUAAUGCUAUUCUCUCCUUAACCACGCAUUUUUUGUACUUGUAUAAAGGCUUUUUUUGUAGAAAAAUAAAAAAACGUCGCCACCGUUAAAAAAAACA